AAAAAUCCAUAUUAUAUAUAGGGAUACCAGUCAUACCACGUACAGAUAGGGGUAAAGGGUCUCCAUACAUUUUGAAUUUGGUAGUGAAAUCAAGAUGAGCAUGAGUUCUUCCUCACUAGCUCCUCCUGACCCCAAAAGGUUAGAAGGCAAAGUGGCAAUCAUCACCGGGGGUGCCAGCGGAAUUGGAGAGAGCACCGCAAGACUGUUUGUUUAUCACGGUGCUAAAGUCAUCAUUGCCGAUGUCCAAGACGAGCUUGCUCUAUCCCUCUGCAAAGAACUCGACCCGGAUCAAGAAUCCAUUUCGUAUGUCCAUUGUGAUGUCACAAUCGAUUCCGAUGUGAAAAAUGUGGUAGAUGUGGCGAUCUCCAAGUACGGAAAACUUGAUAUCAUGUACAACAAUGCUGGCAUACCCGGUAACGUGGACCCAACGAUCUUAGGUGCGGAUCACCAGAACUUCAAGCAAGUGUUUGAUGUGAAUGUGUACGGGGCUUUCUUGGGCGCCAAGCAUGCUGCUAGGGUUAUGAUCCCUGCAAAAAACGGCAGCAUUCUCUUCACUUCGAGUGUGACAUCGGCUAGUUGUGGUGAGUCUUCACAUGCCUAUACGAUGUCGAAGCACGCGGUGGUGGGGCUUAUGAAGAGUUUGUGUGUGGAGUUGGGGCAGUAUGGUAUUAGAGUUAACUGCAUCUCUCCAUGCGCUAUGGCUACUCCAUUGUUAACAAAUGCUAUGGGAAUGGAGAAGAAUGUGAUGGAGGAAUUGAUUUGUACUUCGGCUGUUUUGAAAGGAGUUGUGCCCAGAUCAGAGGAUGUAGCCGAGGCUGCGGUAUUCUUGGCAAGCGAGGAGUCGAAGUUUGUGAGUGGACUAAACCUUCUUGUCGAUGGGGGUUAUAGCACUACCAAUCAAUCAUUUAGUACGGUUCUGAGGAAUCUCAUGUCCUCAAACCAUGUUUUGUAAGCAGCAUCUGAUUCUUAAUUUGCUAGCUUCACUAGUCUACUAUGUGGAUCUUUGUGCUUCAACUACUAAUUUGCAAAUUUAGCUAUUUG
Rosa rugosa (rugosa rose) is the source of this 1041-nucleotide messenger RNA. Its product is annotated as short chain aldehyde dehydrogenase 1-like. Bases 95 to 952 code for a protein of 285 amino acids. Lineage: Eukaryota; Viridiplantae; Streptophyta; Magnoliopsida; Rosales; Rosaceae. Gene Ontology annotation, molecular function: oxidoreductase activity, acting on the CH-OH group of donors, NAD or NADP as acceptor. The transcript is spliced from 2 exons. The record is from RefSeq and is a predicted model, not a curated record.